Molecule: messenger RNA, 707 nt
Organism: Cricetulus griseus (Chinese hamster)
Lineage: Eukaryota; Metazoa; Chordata; Mammalia; Rodentia; Cricetidae
Source: RefSeq, a predicted model, not a curated record
UUCAGACGCCGCCCGAGGGCCCAGGCGGCUGAUGCGCGUGGGCCUGGCGCUGAUCCUGGUGGGCCAUGUAAACCUUCUGGUGGGAGCUGUGCUGCAUGGUACUGUCCUGCGGCACGUGGCCAACCCCCGUGGCGCGGUCACGCCGGAAUACACCACGGCCAAUGUCAUCUCCGUGGGCUCGGGGCUGCUGAGCGUUUCCGUGGGACUUGUGGCCCUCUUGGCAUCCAGGAACCUUCUUCGCCCACGACUGCACUGGGCCCUGCUGACGCUGGCUUUAGUGAACCUGCUUUUGUCUGCUGCCUGCUCCAUGGGCCUCCUCCUUGCCGUGUCGCUCACUAUUGCCAAUGGUGGCCGCCGCCUUAUUGCUGACUGCCAUCCAGGACUGCUGGAUCCUUCUAUACCACUGGACCAGGGGCCUGGACACACGGACUGCUCCUUUGAUCCCACAAGGAUUUAUGAUACAGCCUUGGCUCUCUGGAUCCCCUCUUUCUUCAUGUCUGCAGCCGAGGCUACUCUUUCUGGUUACUGUUGUGUGGCUGCACUAACCCUACGGGGAAUUGGGCCCUGCAGGAAGGAAGGGUUGCAGGGACAGCUGGAGGAGCUGACAGAACUUGAACCUCCUAAGUGUAAAAGACAGGAAAAUGUGUAGCUACUCCGUUAUCAUCAGGAUUUCCAGACUUCACAGAGAACCUGGGUUUAGGACAGGU